Molecule: messenger RNA, 980 nt
Organism: Pelecanus crispus (Dalmatian pelican)
Lineage: Eukaryota; Metazoa; Chordata; Aves; Pelecaniformes; Pelecanidae
Source: RefSeq, a predicted model, not a curated record
GGUGCAGGACAGGUGAAGCUAAACUCACCAAAGGAUUUAAUUUAGCUGCACGUUUCAUCAUUCACACGGUGGGACCCAAAUACAAAAGCCGGUAUCGCACAGCAGCCGAGAGUUCUCUAUACAGCUGUUACCGCAAUGUCCUGCAGCUUGCAAAGGAACAGGCAAUGUGCUCUGUAGGAUUUUGUGUCAUUAAUUCUCUGAAAAGAUGCUACCCCUUGGAGGAUGCAACCCACAUAGCACUGCGCACAGUUAGAAGGUUCCUGGAGAUUCAUGGAGAGACUCUGGAGAAGGUGGUGUUUGCAGUCUCUGAGCUUGAAGAGGCCACUUACCAGAAGUUGCUGCCUCUGUAUUUUCCAAGAUCCUUCGAAGAAGAGAUACAAUCCUUGCCUUACCUCCCUGCAGAUAUUGGCAAUGCAGAAGGGGAGCCUGUAGUACCAGAGCGGCAGAUCAGGAUUACUGAAAAGCCGGGUGUUCCUGAUGAUGCUUCAGAUGAAGAGGGUCUGGAGGCAGAUUUGUCUUUCAUUGGUUCCCAUGCUUUUGCCCGCAUGGAGGGAGAUGUUGAUAAACAGAGACGCCUCAUCCUUCAGGGACAGUUGUCAGAGGCAGCACUGCAAAAACAGCAUCAGAGGAAUUAUAAUCGCUGGCUGUGUCAGGCAAGAGCUGAAGACCUCUCUGAUAUUGCUUCUCUUAAAGCUUUGUACCAGACAGGUGUAGAUAACUGUGGCCGCACAGUGAUGGUGGUAGUUGGAAGGAAUAUCCCUGUAACAUUGAUCGACAUGGAAAAGGCUCUUCUGUAUUUCAUCCACGUCAUGGAUCAUAUUGCAGUGAAGGAAUAUGUCCUGGUGUACUUCCAUACACUCACAAAUGAUUACAAUCAACUAGACUCUAAUUUCUUGAAGAAACUCUAUGAUGUUGUUGAUGCCAAGUACAAGAGGAACUUGAAGGCACUGUAUUUUGUCCACCCAACAUUUCGUUCAAAG